Molecule: messenger RNA, 2427 nt
Organism: Helicoverpa zea (corn earworm)
Lineage: Eukaryota; Metazoa; Arthropoda; Insecta; Lepidoptera; Noctuidae
Exons: 1
Coding region: 112-2331 (739 amino acids)
Source: RefSeq, a predicted model, not a curated record
AACAAAUGUCAAGCGUUAUUGUGGUUAUGAUUAUUCGUAUAAAUAGAAGUUUUUUAUAACGAAAACUUACUGGAAACUUGAUGAUAAGAAGAAUAUUAAAAAGUAUUCAAAAUGUGUAACCUAAGCGAAAACUAUCGCUUACGAGAAUGUUACUUGCAACGAGACGAAGUGCCGACACAGAGCGCUAUAAGAAAGAGCAUGGGCCCUUUAGCCGAUGUGUUCUUCAAUACCCUGUGUCCUCGACGCAAAGUACUGGUCGGCCUAGAACCCCCCCUCAAAGGAGCAGGCGCCGACUGGUACCUUAAACCAGAGGACUUACUCGAAGGCCGAGCAGUUCUUAAGCCCUUAAAAAACAAAGCUGUAGCCAAACUGAACCAUGAAGGAAUCGACAAGCUCGGAGCAAAAGUGUUCAAGAAACGCUGCAAAGACAUGGAGAGAGAAAGGGAGAGCGUCCUCAGCGACGGCGACAGUCAGUGGAGAGCUUCAGUAGCUAGCGCCUGUAAACAACUUGAGCGCGACCUUCACGAUGCCUAUUCAAAAGCUACGACAACACACGUGUCUAAUGCCUAUAAAGAAUUUGCUAGUUUAUAUAGAAAGUCUUUAAGCUCAAUAGAAAAGUUAUUUCAUGAAUCUUUUAUAGCAGAUAUUAAAAAAACGCGAGAAAAUGCCGUACAAACAAUGCAAGCCAAUUACGCGGAGAAACUGAAGCACCAAACGACGAUUCUGUGCGAUGUUUAUGAUAAAAAGCUGAUGGAAGAAAAAGUUAAGCUAAGACAACAGUUUGAAGAAAAGCUAGAAAUUGUCCGCACUUGCUUGGGUCACAUAAUCCAUGAUAUUAACGUUGAUAAGCAUGUUACUGUAGAUCAUUUGAAACAAUACUACGAGCGACAAAAUCUUGCUUGUAUGAUGUAUGUUUCUAUUAAAGAACGAGAAUUGUGUUUAGCUGAAUUGGAAGAAUCAAAACGUAUACACCAGAAAAUAGCAAAAAAAUUGACAGAAAGUGUAAUUAUUAAAGACUACGAAAUAUACAUUGAAAAACUGAAAGAAAAAAGGCGUCAGAAUUUUCUUGUUCUAUGGCACAAAAAAGUGGCCAAGGUUGUAAAACAUUUUCAAGAUUUUGUAACGCAUUGUUUAUUUGAUCUUCCAGAACAUGCAGAGUUCUUUAUUAAUAUGGAAAAAUUAAUGCUUUUACAAAUUAGUGAGGUACUUGAAAACCCAUCUGCUGAAAGUAUUAUAGUAGUUCAACCAGAAGAGCAAUUGAAGACUCCAGUCCCGCAAGCUAAACCUUUCUAUUUGGUCUGCGACUCCGGGUACAAAGCUAAACUAGAUCAAGAUUUAUGUCCCCGACACACUGGCACAGCUAGUACUGCACAACUCCUGCCUGCCAUCAUCGUCAACAAGAGCUGCCUGUAUGCAGCUUGUGACAGUUUCGAACAGUUCACUAACAAGAUUAAAGCUUACAUCCACGGAUAUGAUAACGAAGAAAUCCCCGAUGACCUCAUCUAUGAACAUUUUCAAAGAUUUAAGUAUACACCAUCUCAACAACAGUUAGAGUUAAAGUUAGAAAGUUCCUUAAUGCGAGUAUUACAAGAAGAGAUUGAUUACGUAAAACAGCUUCCCUUUAAAUGCAGUCACUGCAAGAUGCCUCUGUGUGUGUGCUUAUGUUCCCCGCCACCCUCUGUGUCCGAAGCGGGUAGUGAACUCGUGCCUACUAAACCACCCAUUCAUCUGACACCCUCGCAGCUGCUAAUGCAUGAACAAGAGCCCAAAUGGGAGAGUUAUUUUAAUUACGUCAAGCCCCUAAGAUGCACGUGUGGGAAGACAGUCAUGAAUGAUGUGCAGCGUCACUUGCCUGCCUAUAUGAGGAAGGCGACGAUUGGCCCUCCCGAAAUACCGGAAUAUGAAAUAUGUCCUGUCUCAAAGCUUAAAGAAUUGGUGAAGAAUGCUAGGGAGGAGGUUCCUGUUCCACCAUCAUCAUCAGCAGUUCCAGUUCCUAAAUUAUAUAAGGAUGCGAGUACUGAGUAUAUUGAACCGGUGUAUGAGUACAUGUGCACGUGCCUGAGUGACUCAGAAAUGGAAACAGGUCGUUUGCUGCAUAUUUUUGCUGAUAAUAAAAAUGUUGACAAGAAGUGGAUCGGUAAGCCUAGACUAGUCGGCGAGGAUUUAUCGCCAUCGUUUAUGGCGCAAGAUCUGGGUGAGUUUGCCACAGCCAGGGCUCAUUCUUUAAUGAAUCUGCUGAAAGACACGCCUGUUCUCGAAGAAAUAUUUGAUAGAGAUAAAUUGAAACAAAAAAGAUCAUGUUGCGAAUAUGAAUAUUGCACUUGCAAAUAGUGUAUUGAGAUCUUGGUUAAUUAAUUUAUUUUUUCUUAUAAGAUUGAUUCCUAUUAAGUUGUUUUUAUACUUAGCUUCCUUUAGCAAUUUAGUAUA